Messenger RNA from Magnolia sinica, 1543 nucleotides. RefSeq names its product S-adenosylmethionine decarboxylase proenzyme-like. Gene Ontology annotation, molecular function: adenosylmethionine decarboxylase activity. Gene Ontology annotation, biological process: spermidine biosynthetic process; spermine biosynthetic process. The record is from RefSeq and is a predicted model, not a curated record. NCBI's taxonomy places the organism in Eukaryota, Viridiplantae, Streptophyta, Magnoliopsida, Magnoliales, Magnoliaceae. Gene Ontology annotation, cellular component: cytosol. The transcript has 4 exons. The coding region runs from base 173 to 1405 and encodes 410 amino acids.
ACCCCUUUCUCUAUAUAAACUCCGGCCUCUCCUGCAAUAUUCACAAAUCGCAUUUUCCCUUUUUUCAAUAAAAAUUCCCCAAUUUCUAGGCUUUGCAAUUUCGUUCGAAGGUUCUCUGCAAAUCUCUCGUCACGAAUUUCAUCUCUUCUUCACAGGAAUAUUGAAUGUUCUGAUGGAGGACAAAGGUGGUGAAGGGUCCAGCAGUAGUAAAUCUUUAUUGUACGAAGCUCCUCUUGGCUAUGGCAUUGAAGACGUUCGUCCUCACGGUGGAAUCAAGAAGUUCAGAUCGGCUGCUUACUCUAACUGCGCCCGCAAGCCAUCGAUGGAAUUGCCCGUCUCUGCAAUCGGAUUUGAAGGCUAUGAGAAGAGGCUUGAGAUAUCUUUCUUUGAGCCACCCAUCUUUGCUGACCCGGGUGGAAAUGGCCUCCGAGCUCUAUGCCGAGACCAGAUCAACAAGAUCCUAAAACCUGCAGAAUGCACAAUAGUUGCGUCUCUGUCCAAUCACCACGUUGACUCAUACAUUCUCUCCGAGUCUAGCCUCUUCAUCUACUCUUACAAGUUAAUCAUCAAAACCUGUGGCACCACAAAGCUGCUUCUCUCAAUCCCGCCCAUCCUCGAGCUGGCCGGCAGUCUCUCCCUCACUGUCAAAGCUGUGAUGUACACACGCGGGAAUUUCACGUUCCCUGGAGCACAGCCAUUCCCUCACCGCAGCUUCUCAGAAGAAGUUGCUGUCCUCGACAGCUACUUUGGCAAACUCGGUUCUGGUAGCCAGGCAUAUGUCAUGGGCAGUCUCGUUGAGUCCCAGAAAUGGCACAUCUACUCUGCAUCUGCAGUGCGGACGAACUGCCGCCCACUUUACACUCUCGAGAUGUGCAUGACUGGGCUGGAUCCAAAGCGGGCUUCUGUGUUCUACAAGACCCAUACAGGUUCAGCAGCCAAGAUGACUGAUAUCUCAGGCAUAAGGAAGAUUCUCCCAGGCUCAGCGAUAUCCGAAUUCGAGUUUGAUCCCUGUGGAUACUCCAUGAAUGGCAUUGAAGGUGACGCAAUCUCGACAAUCCACGUCACUCCGGAGGAUGGUUUCAGCUAUGCGAGCUUUGAGGCUGCAGGUUAUGAUAUGGAAGCACUGGACCUGAACCAGCUGGUCGAGAGGGUGCUGGCCUGUUUCCACCCAAAGGAGAUUUCUGUUGCCGUUCAUGUGGAUGUUGAUGAUGUCAGAAUCGAUGGUCUGGAUCUGAUGGGGUACACCUGUGAUGGGAGGAGCUAUCAGUGGCUUGGAGAAGGUGGAUCAGUGACAUACCAGAGCUUUAAAGUUGGCAGCGGGUGUGGAUCAUCGCCUAUGUCUAUACUCAAGUGCUGGGAAGAGAAAGAUGGAUACGACGAAGAGGGAUCAGUUGAGGAGAUUUGAUGGGGUGCAGAAAUGGCCUCUAUGUUUGGAUGACGUAGCUAUCGUUUGCAUUCUGAUAUUUGUUGUUUGGAUGACUUAGCUAUCGUUUGCAUUUUGAUAUUUGUUGUUUGGAUGACGUAGCUCUCGUUUGCAUUUUGA